CGCUGAGCGAGAGCGAGGGCACUUGGGAGAGAGCUCGUCCCGCGGCGGUUGAUUAGUUAGGCCUCCGAAAGAUGGCGUCCUCGGAGCAGGCUGAGCAGCCGAACCAGCCAAGCUCCACCCCAGGGAGUGAAAAUGUGGUGCCCCGAGAGCCGCUGAUUGCCACAGCAGUGAAGUUUCUACAGAAUUCCCGGGUCCGUCAGAGUCCGCUUGCAACCAGGAGAGCGUUUCUUAAGAAGAAAGGGCUGACAGAUGAAGAGAUUGAUCUGGCUUUCCAGCAGUCGGGCACUGCUGCUGAUGAGCCUUCAUCCUUGGGCCCUGUCACACAGGUGGUUCCUGUCCAGCCCCCUCACCUCAUAUCACAGCCAUACAGCUCUGGAGGCUCCCGAUGGCGAGAUUACGGUGCCUUGGCCAUCAUCAUGGCAGGAAUUGCAUUUGGCUUUCACCAGUUCUACAAGAAGUACCUGCUGCCCCUCAUCCUGGGCGGCCGCGAGGACAGGAAGCAGCUGGAGAGGAUGGCGGCGAGCCUCUCGGAGCUGAGUGGCAGCGUGGCCCAGACAGUGACUCAGGUACAGACGACACUGGCCUCUGUCCAGGAGCUGCUGAGGCAGCAACAACAGAAGGUCCAGGAACUGGCCCAUGAGCUGGCCACCGCUAAGGCCACCACAUCUACCAACUGGAUCCUGGAGUCACAGAAUAUCAAUGAACUCAAGUCGGAAAUUAACUCCUUGAAGGGGCUUCUUUUAAAUCGGAGACAGUUCCCACCGUCCCCGUCAGCGCCGAAGAUCCCAUCCUGGCAGAUCCCGGUGAAGUCGCCCUCCCCCUCCAGCCCGGCCGCUGUGAACCACCACAGCAGCAGUGACAUCUCCCCGGUCAGCAACGAGUCCUCCGCCUCCUCCCCUGGGAAGGAGAGCCACAGCCCUGAGGGCUCCACAGCCACCUACCACCUGCUGGGUCCCCAGGAAGAAGGCGAGGGGCUGGUGGACGUGAAGGGCCAGGUGAGGAUGGAGGUGCAGGGUGAGGAGGAGAAGAGGGAGGACAAGGAGGACGAGGAGGACGAGGAGGAUGACGACGUGAGCCAUGUGGAUGAGGAGGACGUCCUGGGGGUGCAGAGGGAGGACCGGCGGGGUGGGGACGGGCAGAUCAAUGAGCAGGUGGAGAAGCUACGGCGGCCGGAGGGCGCCAGUAAUGAGAAUGAGCGGGACUAGGCCCGCAUGGCAGCCGCACCGCCUCUCCAGCGCCCGGCCCCCCUGGGCCCGUGGGGGCUUUGGGCUCUGGCCCGGCCUCCUCCUCUGGCUCUGAGAGGGCCAGGCACUGAGCAGCCUUCAGUUGUGGCAGUGUGGGGGGCCGUGUUUCUGUCCACCAGCCUCCUCUUACCCCAACCUCAGCCCUCCCCUGCCGCUCCUCAGCCCAGCUCCAGCCCCCGGGCGGGCUGGGGCGGGCCGGGCCUAGCUGCCGAGCCUCAGCACCACGGCUCUUGCGCCACUCCCCCUGGACAGGUAUCCUGUCCAGGUGUGUCUGCUGAGUGUCUGGACGAGCGUGACGUCAUGCAUGGCUAGGGCUCCUGUCCUCACCUGCCUCCCGGGGGCGGAGCUGCGGUCCCCUGGUCCCCGCCACCCCAUCCCGGCCCCCCCGCUGUCCCUUUCCAGGGCCUGUUGGGGGCCCAGUCGCCCCUCAGCCAGGUCCUGCCUGCCUGGCAGAUGCUGCCCUCAGGCGCCUGUUCCCACCCAUCCCACCUGCUCUGCCCUGUCAACAAAUGAAGCCACGCCACGCCGCGCUCGCUCCCGACCAUCCUCGCUUGCCGCGUCGGGCCAGCCCGUCCCGGGGGAGAUGUGAUUCCCCCGGCAGCAGGGCCUUGCUGACCCACAGCCACGUCUGUCCUUGCCCCGAAAACCACAUGCUCAUUUGUGUGAUCAUGUAUAGAUUAUGACUGUAUAUAAUUGUAAUAAAUACGAGUUGCCACUAUUUAA
Molecule: messenger RNA, 1967 nt
Organism: Dipodomys spectabilis (banner-tailed kangaroo rat)
Lineage: Eukaryota; Metazoa; Chordata; Mammalia; Rodentia; Heteromyidae
Gene: Pex14
Product: peroxisomal biogenesis factor 14
Exons: 9
Coding region: 72-1205 (377 amino acids)
Biological process (GO): protein import into peroxisome matrix, docking
Cellular component (GO): peroxisomal importomer complex; peroxisomal membrane
Molecular function (GO): signaling receptor binding
Source: RefSeq, a predicted model, not a curated record